AUGGGCUCUCUAACAACAUCUUCUCCGGACAAGAUCAUCCUCCGCAGUGCGGGCGCUGCCAGUGCCCAAGGAUCCAGACCGUCGCAACAAGACCAAUAUACUCUCAUUCUCCCGAGACAAAUAUCGACAGAAUCAGGAAAGAAUAUUCUCUGCUCUGCUGUCUACGACGGACAUGUAACGGCCGACGUCGCCAUUCACGCCCGAGAAAACCUGCCCCGCUUCAUACUCGACUCUCCCGAUCUGCAGACAGGCCAGUAUGAGAACGUGAUUGAGAGCGCGACUAAGCAGGAAGAAGCACUACUUUGGAAAGAGUUCAAGGGCGGAAACGAAGUCUGUGGCGAAUCCGGUUCUACACUCGCCGUCUGUCUGCUCGAUCUCACAGACGGCGUACUGGUAGUGGGCAACCUCGGCGACUCACACGUUCUUCUCUGCGAACAACAGACCAAGAAACCCUGGGAGGUGCACCGCAUCACAAAAGCCCACAAACCCGGCUCCCGGACCGAAAGAUCGCGCAUUGAAGAAGCUGGCGGUGUUAUUAACCAGGAGUUCGGCUCCCCGCGCCUCGGCUCCCUGAACAUGUCCCGCGCCCUGGGCGAUCUGCAGUACAAAGAGCCGCUGAUCAACGCGGCGCGGCCGUUCUCGGUCGAGCAGGAGAUCGCGGGGUUCAAGGCCGGGCAGGACCAGGGGGAUCUGCUCUCGCGGCUGCCGUCGAUCGAGCGGCGGGAGCUGAGUCGAGACAGGCAGUAUGUUCUGCUGGUCACGUCGGAUGGGGUCACGGAUGAGAUGGAGGAUCGGGCGGUUUUGAACCGGGUGAUUGCGCAUCUGGGGCAUGGGCUGGAGGCGAGGGAGGUGGCAGGGAAGCUGGUGACGGAGGCGACGAAUAGGCCGCUGAGCGACAAUGCGACUUGUGUUUGUGUAGUUAUGGAUGGGAAUGAAGUCGCCUAG
This is a messenger RNA of Aspergillus clavatus NRRL 1, 945 nucleotides long. Its product is annotated as PP2C family serine/threonine-protein phosphatase. The transcript is spliced from 4 exons. Gene Ontology annotation, molecular function: protein serine/threonine phosphatase activity. Gene Ontology annotation, biological process: protein dephosphorylation. The record is from RefSeq and is a predicted model, not a curated record. Lineage: Eukaryota; Fungi; Ascomycota; Eurotiomycetes; Eurotiales; Aspergillaceae. Bases 1 to 945 code for a protein of 314 amino acids.